This is a messenger RNA of Calliphora vicina (urban bluebottle blowfly), 1983 nucleotides long. RefSeq names its product Ionotropic receptor 68b (gene Ir68b). The record is from RefSeq and is a predicted model, not a curated record. Gene Ontology annotation, cellular component: membrane. The transcript has a single exon. The coding region runs from base 1 to 1983 and encodes 660 amino acids. Lineage: Eukaryota; Metazoa; Arthropoda; Insecta; Diptera; Calliphoridae. Gene Ontology annotation, molecular function: ligand-gated monoatomic ion channel activity.
AUGAAACAACAUUUAUUAAAAAUAAUAGUCUUGAUGGGAUUUUGGGCUACUAGCAAUUCAAGUGGAUUUAUAUUUUCCCAAGGAAGCAACAACGAGCAAGCAUUAUUUCAUCAAAAAAUUUGUGAAGUGGUUAACAACAGAAAUGCUUUAGUUAAUAUUGUGUAUAGAAUUAAACUGGAAGCGGAAGUGUUAACUUCCUCAAUUUUUGAACUAAACGAUCAAAAUAAUUGGGAUCAAUUUUAUCGCUGUGUGGCCCAAAAGCCAGUAGUGAUACGCGACAUGGAUAACUUCCAAAUAGAACCUUUACGUUCGCGCUGCAGCUUGAGUAUAUAUUUCAUAGACUCCUAUCGUUCAAUGAGAAAAGUGGCGGCGUUUUUAAAUCCCAAACAAAGAUGGAAACCUGGUCAUCAUUAUUUAUUUAUAUGGCUAUUGGAUGAUAUCUCUGCCUUGAGGAGAUUUUUUGAAAAAGUCUGGUUUAAAAAUAUUCUACAUGCAGUGGCGGCCAUAGUAAAUUCACAAGAAUUGUACACCUUUGAACCCUUUACACCUCAGGGUUUUCAAUUGAAAGUUGUCCACAAACAGCCCUACUUUUAUGAUAAAUUGAAAAACUUUUAUCACUUUGAAUUACGCAUUAGUAUGUUUAAGGAUAGUGUGAGGGCCAUACCCUUGGAGGGUGCUGCUAAGCAGGGCUACAAGAGAGUAGAUGGCUGGGUGGCUCGAACAUUGGUGGAACGUUUAAAUGCCUCGGCUCGUUAUAUAGCACCCACCGACAGUGAAACUUAUGGCGCCUUGUUGAAUGGCACCUUUACCGGCUCUUUAAAGGAUAUACAUUCCGGUCUUACACACAUUGGCUUUAAUUUUCGCUACACUUUGGACCAUGUCAAACCCCACAUAGAGGAACUAUAUCCCUAUAAGAAACGUCUGUUGUAUCUAGUAGUGCCGGCAGCUGAAAUGAGACCAGAAUAUUUGAUAUUUGCCAAUGCCUUCACCUAUCCCUUGUGGCGUUUGCUGUUAAUAAAUUUCUUUUUAAUUCUAAUGGUUUUCAUAAUUCUUCAAAAACUAGUGGAACGUUUACCCAAUCACAAUCUGGAAAAUUCACCCAAACAUUGGCGCUGGUAUGAAAUUGUGGAAAUAUUUAUGAAAACCCAACUUGGUGAACCGGUAGAGGGUUUCUCACGCAUCAGUUCGUUGAGACAAUUUUUAAUAACUUGGAUUCUCUUUAGUUACGUUUUGACCAGUGUAUAUUUUGCCAAAUUAGAGAGCAGUUUUGUACAACCCAUCUUUGAGCCGGAAUUGGAUAAUCUACAAGACUUGGAUAAAUUAAAAGCUCCCAUAUAUGCUUUUGAUGUGGUGUUUCAGGCCAUCAAGGUAUCACUGGAUCCCAAAUAUUAUGAAAUCAUUAGUAAAAAUGGCAUACGUGUACCGCGCAAUAUAAGUGCCGAUGAUUUUUCGUAUUCACUGGCCAAGAAAUAUAAAAAUGUGGCCAUUAUUCUGCACGGUGAAUUGGCCAAAGAGGUAUUGGCUCAUACCUACAAUGAUGAAACUAAACGUCCUGCUUUUCACAUAGUCAAGGAGUAUUUACGUUCGCUGACCUCUUCGUAUGUGCUCACCAAGGGAUCUCCUUUCAUCCAUAAGUUUCAGACAAUUGUUAGCUCUUUUUAUGAGCACGGCUUCAUAAAUCACUGGCUUGAGGUGGAUGCUCAACAGAAGAACUAUUUACAUCGUUCAACGGAAUUUCUUCAGGACUUGGAAGAGGAUUUCGAUUGGCUGGAUAAUGAUGAUGUGGGUGCUACUUUGCCGACAGCAAUGCAGCGUAAAAAGAAAGUUGUGCUAAAUAUGGAAAUUUUACAGGGGGCCUUUUAUUUAUGGUUUGCUGGAAUUUGUGUCAGUUUGUUGGGUUUUGGUAUUGAGUUUGUUUAUUGUUGGCAUAAGAGGAGGAAGGUGAAUGUUGAACUAAUGGAGGUUUCGUGGGUAAUUGAGUGA